Molecule: messenger RNA, 4083 nt
Organism: Lipotes vexillifer (Yangtze River dolphin)
Lineage: Eukaryota; Metazoa; Chordata; Mammalia; Artiodactyla; Lipotidae
Gene: ADGRL2
Product: adhesion G protein-coupled receptor L2
Exons: 18
Coding region: 1-4083 (1360 amino acids)
Biological process (GO): cell surface receptor signaling pathway; adenylate cyclase-activating G protein-coupled receptor signaling pathway
Cellular component (GO): plasma membrane
Molecular function (GO): G protein-coupled receptor activity; carbohydrate binding
Source: RefSeq, a predicted model, not a curated record
AUGGUGUCUUCUGGUUGCAGAAUGCGAAGCCUGUGGUUUAUCAUUAUAAUCAGCUUCUUACCGAAUACAGAAGGUUUCAGCAGAGCAGCUUUACCAUUUGGGUUAGUUCGUAGAGAAUUAUCCUGUGAAGGUUAUUCUAUAGAUCUACGAUGUCCCGGCAGUGAUGUCAUCAUGAUUGAGAGCGCUAACUAUGGUCGGACAGACGACAAGAUUUGUGAUGCUGACCCAUUUCAGAUGGAGAAUACAGACUGCUACCUCCCAGAUGCCUUCAAAAUUAUGACUCAAAGGUGCAACAAUCGAACACAGUGUAUAGUAGUUACUGGGUCAGAUGUAUUUCCUGAUCCAUGUCCUGGAACAUACAAAUAUCUUGAGGUCCAAUAUGAAUGUGUCCCUUACAUUUUUGUGUGCCCUGGGACCUUGAAAGCAAUUGUGGAUUCACCAUGUAUAUAUGAAGCUGAACAAAAGGCAGGUGCUUGGUGCAAGGACCCUCUUCAGGCUGCAGAUAAAAUUUAUUUCAUGCCCUGGACUCCAUAUCGUACUGAUACUUUAAUAGAAUAUGCUUCUUUAGAAGAUUUCCAAAACAGUCGCCAAACAACAACAUACAAACUUCCAAAUCGAGUAGAUGGUACUGGAUUUGUGGUAUAUGAUGGUGCUGUCUUCUUUAACAAAGAAAGAACAAGAAAUAUUGUGAAAUUUGACUUGAGGACUAGAAUUAAGAGUGGAGAGGCCAUAAUUAACUAUGCUAACUAUCAUGAUACCUCACCAUAUAGAUGGGGAGGAAAAACUGAUAUUGACCUAGCCGUUGAUGAAAAUGGCUUAUGGGUCAUUUAUGCCACUGAACAGAACAAUGGAAUGAUAGUGAUUAGCCAACUGAAUCCAUACACUCUUCGCUUUGAAGCAACGUGGGAGACUGUGUACGACAAGCGAGCUGCAUCAAAUGCUUUUAUGAUCUGUGGAGUCCUUUAUGUGGUCAGGUCAGUUUAUCAAGACAAUGAGAGUGAAACAGGCAAGAAUGCAAUUGAUUAUAUUUACAAUACCCGAUUAAACCGAGGAGAAUAUGUAGAUGUUCCCUUCCCCAACCAGUAUCAGUAUAUUGCUGCAGUGGAUUACAAUCCAAGAGAUAACCAACUCUACGUGUGGAACAAUAACUUCAUUUUACGAUAUUCUCUGGAGUUUGGUCCACCUGAUCCUGCCCAAGUGCCUACCACAGCUGUGACAGUAACUUCUUCAGCUGAGAUGUUCAAAACCACAGUAUCAACCACAAGCACUUCACAGAAAGGCCCCAUGAGCACAACUGUAGCUGGAUCUCAGGAAGGAAGCAAAGGGACAAAACCACCUCCAGCAGUUUCUACAACCAAAAUUCCUCCUGUAACAAAUAUUUUUCCCCUGCCAGAGAGAUUCUGUGAAGCAUUAGACGCAAGGGGGAUAAGGUGGCCUCAGACACAAAGGGGAAUGAUGGUUGAACGACCAUGUCCCAAGGGAACGAGAGGAACUGCCUCGUAUCUCUGCAUGCUUUCCACUGGAACAUGGAACCCUAGGGGCCCCGAUCUUAGCAACUGUACCUCACACUGGGUAAAUCAGCUGGCUCAGAAGAUCAGAAGUGGAGAAAACGCUGCUAGCCUUGCCAAUGAACUGGCUAAACAUACCAAAGGGCCAGUGUUUGCUGGGGACGUGAGUUCUUCAGUGAGGUUGAUGGAGCAGUUGGUGGAUAUUCUUGAUGCGCAGCUGCAGGAACUGAAACCUAGUGAAAAGGAUUCAGCUGGACGGAGUUAUAACAAGGCAAUUGUUGACACAGUGGACAACCUUCUGAGACCUGAAGCUUUGGAAUCAUGGAAACACAUGAAUUCUUCUGAACAAGCGCAUACUGCAACAAUGCUACUGGAUACAUUGGAAGAAGGAGCUUUUGUCCUGGCUGACAAUCUCGUAGAACCAACCAGGGUCUCAAUGCCCACAGAAAAUAUUGGUCUUGCAAAGUUGGUGUUCAUCAUUUACCGGAGUCUGGGACAAUUCCUUAGUACAGAAAAUGCAACCAUAAAACUGGGUGCUGACUUUAUCGGUCGAAAUAGCACCAUUGCAGUGAAUUCCCAUGUCAUUUCAGUUUCAAUCAAUAAAGAAUCCAGCCGAGUAUACUUGACAGAUCCUGUGCUUUUUACCCUACCACACAUUGAUCCUGACAAUUAUUUCAAUGCAAACUGCUCCUUCUGGAACUACUCAGAGAGAACUAUGAUGGGAUAUUGGUCUACCCAGGGCUGCAAGCUGGUUGACACUAAUAAAACUCGUACAACGUGUGCGUGCAGCCACCUAACCAAUUUUGCAAUUCUCAUGGCCCACUGGGAAAUUGAAUAUAAAGAUGGAGUUCACGAAUUACUUCUUAAAGUCAUCACCUGGGUGGGAAUUGUCAUUUCCCUUGUUUGUCUGGCUAUCUGCAUCUUCACCUUCUGCUUUUUCCGUGGUCUACAGAGUGACCGUAAUACUAUUCACAAGAACCUUUGUAUCAACCUUUUCAUUGCUGAAUUUAUUUUCCUAAUAGGCAUUGAUAAGACAAAAUACAUGAUAGCAUGCCCAAUAUUUGCAGGACUUCUACACUUUUUCUUUCUGGCUGCUUUUGCUUGGAUGUGCCUAGAAGGUGUGCAGCUCUAUCUGAUGUUAGUUGAAGUUUUUGAAAGUGAAUAUUCAAGGAAGAAAUAUUACUAUGUUGCUGGUUACUUGUUUCCUGCCACAGUGGUUGGCGUUUCAGCUGCUAUUGACUAUAAGAGCUAUGGAACAGUAAAAGCUUGCUGGCUUCAUGUUGAUAACUAUUUCAUAUGGAGUUUCAUUGGACCUGUUACCUUCAUUAUUCUGCUAAAUAUUAUCUUCCUGGUGAUCACAUUGUGCAAAAUGGUGAAGCACUCAAACACAUUGAAGCCAGAUUCUAGCAGGUUGGAAAACAUUAAGUCUUGGGUGCUUGGCGCUUUUGCUCUUCUGUGUCUUCUUGGCCUAACCUGGUCAUUUGGGUUGCUUUUUAUUAAUGAGGAGACUAUUGUGAUGGCUUAUCUCUUCACCAUCUUUAAUGCUUUCCAGGGAGUGUUCAUUUUCAUCUUUCACUGUGCUCUCCAAAAAAAAGUACGAAAAGAAUAUGGCAAGUGCUUCAGACACUCGUAUUGCUGCGGCGGCCUCCCAACUGAGAGCCCUCACAGCUCAGUGAAGGCGUCCACCACCAGAACCAGUGCUCGGUAUUCCUCUGGCACACAGAGUCGUAUAAGAAGGAUGUGGAAUGACACUGUGAGAAAACAAUCUGAAUCUUCUUUUAUCUCAGGUGACAUCAAUAGCACUUCAACACUUAAUCAAGGACAUUCACUGAACAAUGCCAGGGAUACAAGUGCCAUGGAUACUCUACCGCUAAAUGGUAACUUUAACAACAGCUACUCACUACGCAAGGGGGACUAUAAUGACAGCGUGCAAGUCGUGGACUGUGGACUAAGUCUGAAUGAUUCCGCUUUUGAGAAAAUGAUCAUUUCAGAAUUAGUGCACAACAACCUGCGGGGCAGCAGCAAGGCUCACAACCUCGAGCUCACACUACCAGUCAAACCUGUGAUUGGAGGGGGCAGCAGCGAAGAUGACGCUAUUGUGGCAGAUGCUUCAUCUUUAAUGCACAGUGACAACCCAGGGCUGGAGCUCCAUCACAAAGAACUCGAGGCACCGCUCAUCCCUCAGCGGACUCACUCCCUUCUGUACCAACCCCAGAAGAAAGCUAAGCCUGAGGGGACUGACAGCUACGUCUCCCAGCUGACAGCCGAGGCCGAGGACCACCUACAGUCCCCCAACAGAGACUCUCUUUACACAAGCAUGCCCAACCUUAGAGACUCUCCAUAUCAGGAGAGCAGCCCCGACAUGGAAGAAGACCUGUCUCCAUCCAGGAGGAGUGAGAACGAGGACAUUUACUAUAAGAGCAUGCCAAACCUUGGAGCUGGCCAUCAGCUUCAGAUGUGCUACCAGAUCAGCAGGGGCAAUAGUGAUGGUUACAUAAUCCCCAUUAACAAAGAAGGGUGUAUUCCAGAAGGAGAUGUCAGAGAAGGACAAAUGCAGCUGGUGACAAGUCUUUAA